Messenger RNA from Botrytis cinerea B05.10, 3074 nucleotides. RefSeq lists its product as hypothetical. The coding region runs from base 292 to 1884 and encodes 530 amino acids. The transcript has 3 exons. Lineage: Eukaryota; Fungi; Ascomycota; Leotiomycetes; Helotiales; Sclerotiniaceae. The record is from RefSeq and is a predicted model, not a curated record.
GUCCUUCUCCUCAACAUUCAGUGUGUUCAAAAUUCACUCUUUUUUGGUUGCUCGUCGCCAUUACGCUCAUUACAUUUGCUAUAGAAAGCACCUCACUCAUUUUGAAAAUUGGAAUCGUUAUUGACUUCAUUGACAUCGUGGGUAUCAUUAGUUUGAGGAGAAAAUAUAAUACGCUGAGUUUUCGCCGAUACAUACGAAAGGAAGAGAGGAUAUACACGGAACCAAAAGCGCAUCAGAGAUCUUGCAAUACGAGCCGAAUUGGGUUUGAUCGCAGAUUUCACUACUUUCACAAUGCAGUUCCUCAAUGUACCAAUCGCAAUUGCUGCAGCAGCAAUCCUAUUAUUACCUUGCGAAGCCAAGCUGGGCCAUGGACCUUCCCCUCUCGAUAUUCUACAAAAACGACACUCUCAUAACAGACUUCAUGCGUCGCCACGAGCAGAAGAUUCUAAGAACUUAUUACAAAAGCGUGGUACUUGCGCAUUUCCAACGGAUGCUGGGUUGGUUGCCGUUACACCCGAUUCUACAAACGCGGGAUGGGCAAUGAGUCCGGAUCAAGCUUGUACUCCAGGCUCAUAUUGCCCAUAUGCUUGCCCUCCUGGUCAAGUGAUGGCGCAAUGGAAUCCAAAAGCCACUUCAUACACUUAUCCAUUGUCUAUGGAUGGAGGAUUAUACUGCGACUCGAAUGGCAAGAUCAGCAAACCAUUCUCCAACCAACCUUAUUGUGUGUCAGGAACUGGUACAGUUGGAGUCGUAAAUAGCUGUGGUGGAAGUGUUUCGUUCUGUCAAACGGUUCUACCUGGGAAUGAGGCUAUGUUAAUUCCAACAUCAGUAGAUGGAUCAUCUCAGUUGGCGGUCCCAGGUACAAGCUACUGGUGUGAAACCGCAGCUCAUUACUAUAUCAAUGCGCCAGGAGUCUCGACUGCCGAUGCUUGUAUUUGGGGUGAUGGUUCAAAACCUAUUGGAAAUUGGGCUCCAUAUGUUGCCGGAGCCAACACGGUCGCCAACGGUGAUACCUACCUUAAGAUUGGUUGGAAUCCAAUUUGGACAUCCUCCUCCCUUUCAGAUACCAUGCCUACCUUUGGUAUCAAAAUCGAAUGUUCUGGAUCUGGAUGUAAUGGGCUUCCUUGUUCAAUUGAUCCAUCGGUUGUUGGAAUUGGAGGAGUUACCAGCGCCGACCAAGCUUCAGGGGCUGGAGGUGCCAAUUUUUGUGUUGUUACUGUUCCUUCAGGCCUGACUGCUGAUGUUGUGGUUUUUGAGCUUGGCGGUUCCGGAUCUUCGGCUUCUUCGUCAUCUAAAGCUGCUUCAAGUAGUGCUUCGCCAACUCCUUCACCAACCCCAACCCCAACUCCCAGCUCAUCAUCUUCUAUUCCAACUACUUCGUCAACUCCACCUCCGUCAACUAGCAGUCUUAUCUCGUCUACAUCUACAUCUACAUCUACAUCCGCAUCUACCUCUUCCUCUUCAUCCUCCUCCUCAUCUUCCUCCUCCUCCUCCUCCUCCUCCUCCUCCUCCUCCUCCUCCUCCUCCUCCUCUUCCUCUUCCGCAAUCUUAUCCUUGUCGAUCUCUAUCAAAGCGAGCCCAACUUCCUCACUUUUCAGUCACACAACAACCUCUAUUAUUGCUUCCGCCUAUCCAACCGACGAGGCUCACGUGUUUCUUCAAGCUGGAAAUUCCACUGUCAGCGCAUCGAGUGUUCUCCUGGCCCAAACAAUGUCCAGCACUGGUACUGCCACUGGGGCAAUGAGUCCAAUUGCAAGCGCCGCCGAAACCGCUUCUGCAACUGCAACAGCGUCAAGUGAUAAGAAAUCAGCAGCUACAUCAACUGAAUUAUCAAAUUCGAUAUUCGGCCUCGUCCUACUCCUUGCCAUCGGCUGCUUAAUCUAAUUUCUGCCAUUUGAUGAUACUAUAUCCUCAUUCUCAUCGUAUAAUUUCCUAUCUCCUGGAUAUCUUUCCGAAUACUAUCUUCUAAUACGUCUGGACCACGUAAUAUUUUCUUCGGCUUCGCCUUUAUCAUGACUUCACUUUCUGUCCAACACAUACAUUCUUAUAUUAUUUUUGCUCAACGCAACACUCACUUUUCCUUCGAAUUAUUUCUUCAACCCAAAUAUAUUACCGAUGGUACAGGAGUUCCCGAAUACUCCAUAUACCAGACAUGACACUUUUGAAAUCUAUCGAAACUAGUUUCAUUGCCAUUUUUUCUGUCUUAUUUAUACCCCUAUUUUUAUGCUUUAUUCGUAACACGGAUUGGAGAGAGAUGGAGUGAUGGAUUCGAGUGUUUUCACUUGAUUGCUUUUUUUAUUUAAUUUUUUAUGAUGCGUAUACGUGAUUGAUGUUCAUACACGAUUCUUUUGGCGCGGACUUUAGUCUUUUUGGAACGAACUUUUUACAGGGAUAGUUUCUGUCCUAUUUCUUUCUGGUGAAGAUUGGACUGGAAAUAUGGAAAGGCGAGUGGGCUACUCGAGCUUUACUUGGUGGAUGGGUGGCUGGACUUUGGAAUUAUACGUAUAAUAUUUAUAUCUAAUGUUGAGAUAUGGUGAUGGUUGGAUGGCAGAGCAGUUGACACUGGUGACAUAUAAGUUGGGAUCGGAAUUAGUAGAUGAGUGAAGAUGGGAAGAGAGAAGAAACGGCAUGCUUAUUUGGUGCGAAAUUGGGUGGUGGAUUGGAAGAUAUGAGAUGAGACUGAAGAGGAUGGUUUGGCUAUGUAGUGAUGGAAUGAAUGAGGAUGUUGUUCUGACGGUUAUACCUACUUUUUCUGUUUGGUUUGUCACUAUGACAGUGUUGUGUCUAUCCCCUCUACUUCCUUCUAUAAGGGUGAUAGAAAUUUAGACAUUGCAAAUUCCUAUCGUAACUGUUGUACGAUGAUUCAACACAAACAUUACGGAACGUGCAGUAAUGGAAGAAUCCUCCAGUUGCCCAUUCCAUUCCAAUACCAUCACCGAAGAACAGCCCCAAAUAUCUCGAUCCAUCUCAGUUAUACAUCUGUCAUAAGUUUCCACACGAGAAAAUAGCAAGUUCCGAAUUGCAAGAGAUGAAAAUCACUACUGUACAUACAGAAGUACCGAUAGAUAAAAACA